Molecule: messenger RNA, 1459 nt
Organism: Austrofundulus limnaeus
Lineage: Eukaryota; Metazoa; Chordata; Actinopteri; Cyprinodontiformes; Rivulidae
Product: plexin-B3
Biological process (GO): positive regulation of axonogenesis; regulation of GTPase activity; regulation of cell shape
Cellular component (GO): semaphorin receptor complex; plasma membrane
Molecular function (GO): protein binding; semaphorin receptor activity
Source: RefSeq, a predicted model, not a curated record
UCCAGCUGUACGACUGCUCAGCCGGCCAAUCAGAUUGCUCCCAGUGCAGGGCGGUGCCACAGGAGUACGACUGUGUGUGGUGUUCAGGAAGCCCCGCCUCCAGUUGUGUUUACAGGCAGUCAUGUUCCGGUGUACCUGCAGACACCUGUCCGUCUCCUCGGAUCACACAGGUGCAGCCUGUUUCUGGGCCUCUAGAGGGCGGGGUUCUGGUGACGAUCUCAGGGUCUAAUCUGGGCACCAAGUACCAGGAUGUGGUGGGCGGAGUAAUGGUGGCAGGUGUUCCAUGUGUGCCUCAGCCUGAAGGAUAUCAAAUCUCCACCAGGGUUGUAUGUGAGCUGCAGUCUAGUGGGACAAAGAAGACUGGCUCUGUCGAGGUUAAAGUGGGAACGUCUCUACCUGGGAGGUCAACACAGAUGUUCACUUACCAGGAUCCCCAGCUUAUGGAUCUGGUUCCAGAUAAAGGUCCAGUUUCUGGAGGAACGAGGCUAACCAUCAGAGGACGACAGUUGCUGACUGGACAGAAGUCAGAUCUAAGAGUAUACCUGGGCUCUUAUCCCUGCUUCAUUUUGGAGGAGGUGACUGACUCCCAGUUGGUGUGUGAGACCAGUUCCAGCAGUCAGACUCAUUCUGUCCCAGCUCGGGUGUUCUUUGGUAAAGCGGAGAAGACAGUUCCUAACAUUACCUUUCAUUACGUUGACGACCCUAUCAUCACUGACGCCACACCUGCAGAGAGUUUUUAUGCAGGUGGCCGUGUGGUCAUGGUAACAGGAAAGAACUUGGAUGUGGUGCAGCAACCAAAGAUCAGUGUGGGGGUGGAGCCUCUGGUGGUUCAGAGGGUGAAACGAAGAAGACGAUUGGCUCUGCUGACCACCAAGCAACAACUGGUCUUCAACCCCACCAUGAUGAUGGUAUCAGAACACUGUUCUGUCCUUGCGUCCUCUCAGAUGACAUGUCCGACCCCCGCAGUGUCCCCGGAGCUCAGGGUUAAAGACGUGUGGUUCCAGCUGGACAAUGUUAAAGUCCUGUAUAAGAGCAUUAAGGGAAGAAGUUUCACGUACCAUCCAAACCCUGUUCUGUUUCCUCUGAACCGGGACACUCCAGAUGCUCCRUAUCAUUUCAAGGCUGGAGGAGUGAUAGCUGUGGAGGGUCAGGACCUGACCAAAGCCAUGUCCAAACAGGAAGUCCAGGCUCGACUUGGAGAUCACGAGUGUCAGCUAAAAACUCUGGACAGUACUCAUCUGUACUGCGAGCCCCCCGAGGUUCAGCCGAAGAGCGUAGACGAUGGCAGCGUGCUGCCCAGCCUCAAGGUGUUCAUGGGUAACCUGCAGGUGGACCUGGGACUGGUUCAGUAUGACAGUGACUCCUUGCUGUCUCCCAUCCCAUUGGCUGCUCAGAUUAGUUUGGGGGCGGGAGCAGCAGUUAUUAUCCUGUCGGUGCUGGUUGUCAUCCUCAUGUACAG